Eruca vesicaria subsp. sativa (arugula) is the source of this 1518-nucleotide messenger RNA. NCBI's taxonomy places the organism in Eukaryota, Viridiplantae, Streptophyta, Magnoliopsida, Brassicales, Brassicaceae. The record is from the annotation of a GenBank genome assembly.
AUGGCGGCUCGUAGAGUGUCUUCUCUACUAUCUCAAUCUAUCUCGAUCUUUUUCAGCUUCAUCUCACUUUCUCUUUCGUUUUUUCAAGGGAGAAAAUGUUACAAUGGAAGUAACAUCGUACCAAGAUUUGGAACCUCCUCCGCAGCUGAAGAAAUCAUAACCCCGUCGGUUCAUGUUUUUUACACACAGCUCCUAAUCGAUGGAAACUUCGUAGACUCACCUUCUGCUGAAGGCGAUGCUGAAGAUAUCAACCGGGCAGUGAAAGCUGCAAGGAAGGCCUUUGAUGAAGGACCUUGGCCUAAGAUGACUGCUUAUGAAAGGUCAAGGAUAUUGCUGAGAUUCGCAGAUUUUGUUGAGAAACACAGCAGAGAGCUCGCAGCUCUGAAAACAUGGGACAAUGGAAAGACUUAUGAACAAGCCAAAACAGCAGAGAUUCCAAUGCUCGCUAAAUUAUUUCGCUACUACGCUGGAUGGGCGGAUAAGAUUCAUGGGCUUACAGUUCCAGCUGAUGGAAACUAUCACGUUCAGACACUGCAUGAACCUAUAGGAGUUGCUGGACAAAUCAUUCCAUGGAACUUUCCACUUCUGAUGUUUGCUUGGAAAGUUGGUCCUGCACUUGCUUUUGGUAACACCAUUGUCCUUAAAACCGCUGAACAAAUUCCUCUCACUGCUUUCUACGUCGGCAAGCUUUUCCUUGAAGCUGGACUUCCUCCUGGUGUUCUGAAUAUAGUUUCUGGAUUUGGUCCAACCGCAGGUGCUUCCCUCGCGAGUCACAUGGAUCUUGCUUUCAUAGGACCAACUGAUACAGGCAAAGUUAUAUUAGGGCUGGCUGCUAACAGCAAUCUACCAUUCGUCGUUUUCGAAGAUGCUGAUAUCAAUACAGUUGUGGAGCUUGCACACUUUUUAGUUCUUGAAAUAAUGUUUUUUUUUAUAAAGGGGAAAUGUUGCUGCGCGGGGUCUCGGACGUACGUUCAUGAGGAAGUGUAUGAUGAGUUUGUUGAGAAACCAAAGGCACGCGCAUUGAAACGUGUGGUUGGUGAUCCUUUCAAGAAAGGCAUUGAACAGGGUCCUCAGAUCGAUUCAAAGCAAUUCGAGAAAGUGUUGAGGUACAUAAGGUCAGGUGUGGAAAGCAAUGCUACUCUUGAAUGUGGUGGUGAUCAGAUUGGAGACAAAGGUUACUUCAUCCAACUUACAGUCUUUUCUAACGUUAAGGACGACAUGCUUAUCGCUCAAGACGAGAUCUUCGGUCCAGUCCAGUCGAUCUUGAAGUUCAGGUGCGUAGGAGCUAAAACCAUGGGGCUAGCCGCAGGGGUUUUCACAAAGAGUCUGGACACUACCAAUAGGGUCUCGAGGGCUUUGAAAGCUGGCACCGUUUGGGUUAACUGUUUCGACGCAGCUAUUCCCUUUGGUGGCUACAAGAUGAGCGGCAAUGGUAGAGAGAAAGGUAUUUACAGUCUCAAGAAUUACUUGCCGGUCAAGGCAUUCGUCACUGCUCUUAAUAAUCGUGCAUGGAUAUGA